This is a messenger RNA of Diceros bicornis minor, 600 nucleotides long. RefSeq names its product myelin and lymphocyte protein-like. The coding region runs from base 17 to 439 and encodes 140 amino acids. NCBI's taxonomy places the organism in Eukaryota, Metazoa, Chordata, Mammalia, Perissodactyla, Rhinocerotidae. Gene Ontology annotation, cellular component: membrane. The record is from RefSeq and is a predicted model, not a curated record. Gene Ontology annotation, molecular function: structural constituent of myelin sheath. Gene Ontology annotation, biological process: myelination. The transcript has 4 exons.
ACGCCAGCAUGCCGCCAUGGACGACAGACCCCUGCCCAGCGGCUUCGCCGUCUUCACCACCUUCCCCGAGCUGCUCUUCAUCUGGGAGCUUGUCUUUGGGGGCCUGGUGUGGAUGAUGGUCACCUCAUCCCAGUUGCCCCAUCCUCUCGUCCAGGGCUGGGUGGUGUUCGUGUCUGUGUUCUGCUUCAUAGGCACCACUGCCCUGCUCCUCCUCUACCUAACUGGCGCCCACGGUGGUGAGGCUUCCUGGGUCUCGCUGGAAGCAGCCUACCACUGUCUCGCCGUCCUGCUUUACUCUCUGUCCUCAGUCCUAGAAAUUCUGGCCACCACCUACAUGCAAGAUGGCUUCACAUAUGAACGUUACCUUGAAAACAUCUCUGCUGUGGUAUUUUCAUGCAUAGCUGCUCUGCUGUACAUGGUCCAUGUGGUGUCUCUUUAACCAGAUGAAAGGUUUCAGAACUUUAAAGCUGAAGACCUUUAGCUGAAAACAGAUGGUGUUAACUGAUCAGCCGCCUUCCAGCAUAACUUUUUAGAAUGCAGAAAUGCUCGCAAUGGUGGAAAAAGGAAACCACAAGAAGAGAAACUCUCUGCAUCUUGUGG